AUGACAGUUACAUCUCACACUUUAUUUACACCACAAAUAAGCAUCGAUAAUAAACGACCGAAUUAUCCCUUGAAUGACAAAAUGAGACACGGAUUUGAUGACGACUACAACUCUGAGAAGUUCUUGAGCUCAUUGGCCAACAUUUUUUACCUAUACUUUGAUGAUAAGCGUAACAUCACCAAUGGGAACCCGCUUACAGAGGAGAUGAAGGCUAGUCCCAAGCUUUUCAAAAAUUAUCAGCCGAUAUACGAUUGGAAGGUCAUGAAGGAACGUCAGAAAACAAUUAGCGCGGUUCUUGUUCUCUGCUUGAAUUUGGGAGUCGAUCCUCCAGAUGUAAUGAAAACAUAUCCCUGUGCAAAAUUCGAAGCGUGGUGUGAUCCAACUACUUUCACAGAUACAAAGAAGGCAAUUGAAAAUAUCGGUAAAAAUUUACAAACGCAAUACGAGACAUUAUCCUUAAGAACCAGAUAUAAGCAAUCGUUGGACCCUUGUGUCGAGGAUGUAAAGAGGUUUUGUAAUACACUACGAAGAAAUGCUAAAGAUGAACGAAUACUUUUCCAUUACAAUGGUCAUGGGGUUCCUCAACCUACUUUAAGUGGGGAAAUAUGGGUUUUCAAUCGAGGUUACACCCAGUAUAUCCCAAUAUCCUUGUAUGACUUGCAGACAUGGCUUGGAGCACCUGUCAUUUUUGUUUAUGACUGUAGCAGCGCUGGAAAUAUAGUGCACAACUUUAAGAAAUUUGUUCAGAAGCGAAUAGACGAUGAUAACGAAGGAAACCAUGACACAAGUGCCCCAUCCCCUACUUCAGCUUAUUUGGACUGCAUACAGUUAGCUGCAUGUAAAAGCAAUGAGCUAUUACCAAUGAGCCCAGAUUUACCAGCUGACUUAUUCACUUGUUGUUUGACUUGCCCAAUCGAUAUCAGUGUGAAAUGGUUCAUAAUGCAGAGCUCGCUAAAAAAGAAUUACUAUGACUCGCUACCUCGGAACCUGGUGGGGCACGUAAUUAUACCAGGAAAGUUGACCGAUAGAAGAACCCCUUUGGGAGAAUUGAACUGGAUUUUUACAGCCAUUACAGAUACCAUUGCAUGGACAUCCUUGUCGAGACCAAUCUUCAAGCGCUUAUUCCGUCAAGAUUUAAUGGUUGCAGCAUUAUUUCGAAAUUUCUUACUUGCAAAGAGAAUAAUGCCGCAUUUGAAUUGUAAUCCAAUUAGUGACCCUCCUUUACCAGAUGCAGUGAAAUUUCAUGCAAUGUGGGACUCCUGGGAUUUGGCAAUUGAUCAAGUACUUUCUCAACUUCUUAAAACGGCUCAAGAAGAAAAUGCUGUUGCGGCAGCUGUUCAAACCACCUCAUUACAAAUUCUGCUGCUGCAACAACAACAUCAUCAACAACAACCACAACUACAUCAGCAGCAGCAACAACAACAACAACAACUACAUCAACAGCAGCAGCAGCAUCAUAAUCAUAACCACCAUCAGCAACAUCAGCAACAAGCUCUAACUAAUGGUACCACCACUACUUCAAACGGAUCUGUAAAUACCGGUACCCCAACAGUUUCUUCAUCGAUUGUGCAAACUUCACAAAACAUUGGUAAUUAUCAGCAUUCAACGUUUUUUGAACAACAACUUACAGCUUUUGAAAUUUGGCUAAAAUAUGCUGGGCCUUCGACUAAAGAACCUCCGGAGCAGUUGCCCAUUGUUUUGCAGGUACUUUUAUCUCAAGUUCACAGAUUAAGAGCACUCAUUUUGCUAUCAAAGUUUCUAGAUUUGGGUCCCUGGGGCGUUUAUCUUUCGUUAUCUAUUGGCAUUUUUCCCUAUGUGCUAAAGCUCCUACAAAGCCCAGCUCAAGAACUAAAACCUGUUUUGAUAUUUAUAUGGGCAAGAAUCAUGGCAAUUGAUUACAAAGGAACACAACAAGAGCUUUGCAAGGAAAAAGGGUACAAUUACUUUUACAUGAUUUUAAAUUCUUCAUCGUCCAAUCAGGGAUCACUUGGUGCUGGCGGUGCUGCCAAUGGUGGUGCUGGUGGUACUGCUACUGGGAGUCAUGCGAGCGGUUCAAGUCCUAUGCUUAUCAAUGACGACCACAAGGCCAUGAGUGCUUUUAUUUUGACGUUAUUUAUAAAAGAUUUCAAGAACGGUCAAAGACUUUGCUUCUCGACUGAAAUUGUGAGCAAUUGCAUCAAGUACAUUCUGACUAGUGAAAACCCUUUGUUACGCCAGUGGUGUAGCUUAUUGUUAUCGCAAUUGUGGAACAAGUAUCCAGAUGGCAAAUGGGUAGCCUAUAAGGAUGGUUAUAUAAAUGAGUUAAUGGGAUUCAUAAACGAUCCUAUCUCCGAGGUGAGAACUUCAAUAAUAGUGGCAUUAACAAAAUUCCUUUCUGAUGGUACAAAUCAGAGUUCCUUUCAGCAGCAACUGCUAUCACUGCAUGUACAAGCAAAUGGCGGUACUGUAGAGGCAAGAAAGGAUGAAAUGAGGCAGCAAGACUUGAAGAUUGCAAAUGUAAUGUUGGGAUUAUUGGGCGAUGGUUCUCCCAUGGUGCGCAAGGAAUUGAUCACUUUUAUCAAUAAAUUCAUUCAAACAUAUUCUAGAUUUUUUAUAAUUGUUGCAUUUAGUCAGCUUGAAGAGGAGAUUGUGCUUUUGGAUGAUCCCAAUUUUCUCAAUGAUUUUAGGAAACGUUCUCCUACAUAUGGAUCUAUAUUCAGUUCAAUUUGGAAAGCGUUGCUUAUUCUUUCGGAGGAUCCUCAUUGUGAAGUCAAGCAACUAGCCGAGAUAUUGAUUGACUUUGUUAUGUUCAAGUUGAAUGAGAGUGAGUUGGCGCCGCUCGUGAAGGAUAUGCAAAGCUUCCUACUAAGCAAAUCAGCUACUAAUAUUAGUGACAGCUUUCGACCCGGACGGCCUGUGGUAAAGAAACCUUUGGGAGGAGAAAAGAGACAGGCCUCGAGCGCUUCGGUGAUCAAUAGAAAAAAUAACUUGCGCAUAGAUGGUACUCUGUUAACCACAGCGAGAGCUGCUUCUGUAAAUGGACAACAAUCUGAUAGCAAUUCUUUUUUGGAUGCUGAGUCAAUUACUUCCAAGAUAAAGAAUUUUUCAAUAUCAAAGCUUUUUAAAAGUCUCCAAAUAAGUGAUGAUACUGACAUAAAAAGCUUUACUCGGAUAUUACAUUCUGGACCAAUGCAAACCAGUUAUGCGGCCGAGUAUAUACCAAAAUCUGUAUUUUUCAAAGAGCGAGACUUUUCUGAGCCUCCAGCUAUACCUGAUGAAUCUGGAUUUUUUGAAUAUAGUUGUGAAUAUUUCCAAGAGCCCCAGAUGUCCAAAAAUGAAGUAGAUGAGCCAGGCUCGAAAGAGUAUAUCAAGAGAUUAUGGAGAAGGAACAGGAACGAGGCCAUUAUACAGGAAACGCAGCCACUUAAGGAAAUGGCGUUGCGCGGAGAAUGGGACAAGGAUGUCAAAGUUUUGAAUAACGGGUCGCAACCUAAGUGCUUUAAGUUCACUCAAUUUGAAAAGAUCUUAGUAGCCAGUGACGAAAAAGAUAAUCUCACAGUCUGGGACUGGGAGGCAUGUAAAGUAGUCAAGAAGUUUUCCAAUGGUAACCCAUUUGGAACAAAAAUUACUGAUAUAAAAUUUUUGAAUGAAGAUGACCUUCCACUUUUAUUGACUGGGUCGUCCGAUGGGGUUAUUAAGAUUUACAAGAAUUUCCACACCAAUGAAAAUGACCACGAAGAUGAUGAAGAUGAAGAAAAUGGUACUAAUGGCAAUUGCUCCAACCUAGGCGUCCCUGGAAGCAAUUAUUAUGAUUUGGACAAGAUUGAAUUGGCAACAGGCUGGCGUGCGUUGACUGAUUUGUUACUCACAGCUAAGAGUUCUGGUUUGGUUUCUGAAUGGCAGCAAUCAAGAGGCUCUUUACUUGUAAGUGGUGAUGUCAAAGUGAUUAGAAUCUGGGAUGCUCCACGUGAAUUGUGUGUACUGGAUAUACCAGCAAGGUCAUCUUCUUCAAUCACAGCAUUGACAUCGGACCAGGUUGCAGGUAAUAUCUUUAUUGCGGGAUUUGAUGAUGGCAGCAUCCGAGUAUAUGAUAGACGGUUAGACGCGAGGGAGUCUAUGGUCAAGAUAUGGAAGCUGCCCAGGCAACCAGGUGGUCAAGCUGAACAAUUAAUAGGUUACGGCUCGAUACGUAAUGUUCACAUGCAAAGAGGCGGAUUUAGAGAACUUGCUAGUGGCUCUUCAGACGGAUACGUCAAUCUAUGGGAUAUUAGGUUAAACGAUCCAGUUUUGACCUUUACUACGCCUGAUAGACAAAUCAGGUGCAUGGAUAUUCACGAACAUGCACCCAUAUUAGCAACGGGCUCCAAACUAGUCGAUGUUUGGUCAACUGCGGGCGAUGAGCUCACCCACUUGAGGAAUUCUAUCUUUGAUAGCAAGUAUUUGACUUCGAGACGAGGAAUAAACUACCUAUCAAAUUGCGCAUUCCACCCACAUAGAAUGAUGCUUGCUACCAAUUACACUCAAGAUGCCAAUAUUAGCAUUUAUAACUGUACAGAUGUGGUAGUAGAAUAUUGA
Messenger RNA from Lodderomyces oxycetoniae, 4554 nucleotides. It is a transcript of the gene KOG1, whose product is annotated as ubiquitin-binding TORC1 subunit. Gene Ontology annotation, biological process: regulation of autophagy; positive regulation of cell growth; cellular response to amino acid stimulus. Gene Ontology annotation, cellular component: cytoplasm; TORC1 complex. Gene Ontology annotation, molecular function: protein binding; protein-macromolecule adaptor activity. The transcript has a single exon. The record is from RefSeq and is a predicted model, not a curated record. Bases 1 to 4554 code for a protein of 1517 amino acids. NCBI's taxonomy places the organism in Eukaryota, Fungi, Ascomycota, Pichiomycetes, Serinales, Debaryomycetaceae.